AUGCAGCAGCUUCUGCUUCUGCUCCUGCUCCUGGUACCCUUCUUUCUACCCCUCAGGACAAGGGCAGGGGAGAUCGUCGGGGGACAUGAAGCCAAGCCCCACUCCUGGCCCUACAUGGCCUUCCUUCGUCUCACAAAUAUUACUCAUGUAUGGAGGUGUGGUGGCUUCCUGAUACAUGAAAAGUUUGUGCUGACAGCUGCUCACUGUAUGGAAAGACCUUUGCACUCACAAGGUCGAGAAAUAAUCAUUAAACUAGGGGCCCACAACAUCAAGCAGCAGGAGGAGACUCAGCAGGUCAUACGUGUGCAAAUAAACAUCCCACAUCCACAGUACAACCCUGAAAAAAUCACCAAUGACAUCAUGCUGCUUCAGCUGGAGGAAAAGGCCAAUCUAACUAAAGAGGUGCAGAUUCUGGAGCUUCCCAAGGGAAAAUCUCAAGUGAAGCCAGGUGCAAUAUGCCAGGUGGCUGGUUGGGGACGGUUGGCCCCCAAGAGAAAACUUCCAAAAACACUGCGGGAGGUGAAGAUAACAGUGCAACAAGAUGAGGAGUGUAAGAAACACUUUCUCAUUUAUGACAGUGCUACUCAGAUCUGUGCUGGGGACCCCAAAAUUAAAAAAUUCCCCUUUAAGGGUGACUCUGGAGGCCCCCUCAUGUGUGGAAAUGUGGUUCAGGCCAUGGUCUGCUAUGGAAUAAACACUGGCAAUCCUCCAGGUGUCUACACCAAGCUCUCACCUUAUCUAGACUGGAUAGAGAAAACCAUUAAGCACAUCUUACGGCAGGAAACAAACAAUGCGACCUCUCUGAGCAGUCAUCUUUCCUGGGCCAGAGCUUAG
This is a messenger RNA of Octodon degus (degu), 834 nucleotides long. RefSeq names its product granzyme B-like. Gene Ontology annotation, molecular function: serine-type endopeptidase activity. Gene Ontology annotation, biological process: proteolysis. The transcript has 5 exons. Bases 1 to 834 code for a protein of 277 amino acids. Lineage: Eukaryota; Metazoa; Chordata; Mammalia; Rodentia; Octodontidae. The record is from RefSeq and is a predicted model, not a curated record. Gene Ontology annotation, cellular component: intracellular membrane-bounded organelle; cytoplasm.